Molecule: messenger RNA, 741 nt
Organism: Emericellopsis cladophorae
Lineage: Eukaryota; Fungi; Ascomycota; Sordariomycetes; Hypocreales; Bionectriaceae
Product: eukaryotic translation initiation factor 6
Exons: 3
Coding region: 1-741 (246 amino acids)
Biological process (GO): assembly of large subunit precursor of preribosome; maturation of 5.8S rRNA; cytosolic ribosome assembly
Cellular component (GO): nucleolus; preribosome, large subunit precursor; cytosol
Molecular function (GO): ribosomal large subunit binding
Source: RefSeq, a predicted model, not a curated record
AUGGCGGUCCGCGCACAAUUCGAGAAUUCCAACGAAGUCGGCGUCUUUGCGACACUGACCAACUCGUACGCUCUCGUGGCCCUGGGCGCUAGCGAGAACUUUUACAGUGUCUUUGAGGCCGAGCUCCAAGAUGUAGUCCCUACCGUCCGAACGACCAUUGCUGGCACCCGUAUCAUUGGCCGCCUCACAGCCGGCAACCGCAAGGGUCUCCUUGUGCCCACGACCACCACAGAUCAGGAGCUUCAGCACCUGCGCAAUUCGUUACCCGACAGCGUGCGUAUCCAGAGAAUCGAGGAGCGUCUCUCUGCUCUAGGCAACGUCAUUGUCGCCAACGACCACAUUGCACUGAUCCACCCGGAUCUAGAGCGGGAAACCGAGGAGAUUGUCGCCGACGUGCUCGGCGUGGAGGUCUUCCGCCAGACCGUAGCGGACAAUGUGCUUGUGGGCAGCUACAUGAGCCUGUCGAACCAGGGCGGCCUGGUGCACCCCAAGACCAGCAUCCAGGACCAGGACGAGCUGUCGAGCUUGCUCCAAGUGCCCCUCGUCGCUGGCUCGGUGAACCGCGGCAGCAACGUGGUGGGCGCCGGCAUGGUCGUCAACGACUGGCUGGCCGUGACCGGCCUGGACACCACCGCUACCGAGCUGAGCGUUAUCGAGAGUGUCUUCCGCCUGGGCGAGGGCAUGGGCCCCAGCAACAUCAAUAACAGCAUGAAGGAUACGAUAGUGGAGAGUUUCUACUAA